Messenger RNA from Eruca vesicaria subsp. sativa (arugula), 851 nucleotides. The record is from the annotation of a GenBank genome assembly. Lineage: Eukaryota; Viridiplantae; Streptophyta; Magnoliopsida; Brassicales; Brassicaceae.
AUGAUGGCUAAAGCUAAUGUCAUAUUCUCUUCCACCAUUACCAUCUUCCUCCUCCUCUCCAUCUCCCAUUUCCCUCGAGCUCUUUCUCAAUCCGAUGAAGAAUGCAAACCCGAUUAUGACAACACAUGUACCGACAAAAACAGAGCAUUUAAUCUCAAACUCAUAGCAGUCUUCACAAUCCUCAUCACCAGCUUUAUCGGUGUUUGCCUACCGUUAUUCGCUCGUUCAGUUUCUGCUUUCCAACCCGAGAAAUCUAUCUUCCUCAUCGUCAAAUCUUUCGCUUCAGGAAUCAUCCUCGCCACUGGUUUCAUCCAUGUUUUUCCUGAUUCCUUGAAAUGCUCUCGAGUCUCGUCUCAUUGUCUUAACGAUAACCCCUGGCACAAGUUUCCUUUCACCGGUUUUGUCGCCUUGAUCUCGGCAGUGUUCAUACUCAUGGUUGACUCUAUUACCACUAGCCUCUUCAGUAAGUCCGGUAGGAGGGACCCAUGUGCUGAUGUGAUAUCCGCUGAGAUUCCUGACGAGGAGAUGGCGCAUGCGUCUCAUUAUGGUCAUGGUCUUCAUCGUAGCAGCGGGAAAGAACUUGGUUCUAAUUUACAGCUUCUGCGAUAUCGUGUUAUUGCCAUCGUUAAGUAUACUUUUACCCUCGUUAUUUAAAUAUACGAAACAUAAAACUUUAAUUUGAUUCCAAUAACCAUUUGAUUCAAAUAGAUACGCUAGGAAAUUAUAACUGUUUAUAAACUGAUAUCCAUACUAUUAAUUUUGCAGCAUGACCAGUUGAUAUAGGUGUAGUCCAACAAAAAAAAACAUCUAAAUAUAACUGCACAAAGUAUACAGUAUAAUAUAACUGCAAC